AUGCAGGGCCCAGGUCUUUUCGCCCGCCAGCUUCGAGUGCAUCCCGGAGCCCUGCCAGGCUCCGUCCGAUGUGGAGCUCGCCCAUGGCUCACCGCAGCCCUGCGAGGAAGGUUUCGGCGCUAUAGCGGCGGGCGCUUCGUGCACUGCACAAUGCCAGCCAGGCUACGCACCUUCAGCACUAUCAUUGCUGUGCCACGCGGGUGUCCUGUCGCCCGCGACCUUCACUUGUGCUGCCAAAUCCUGCCCGACCCCUCGAGGCAUUGCCAACGUCGACAGCGAAGGUGCCUGCCAGGAGGUGGUGGAGGAGGACACGGAGUGGGAGCUGAAAUGUUUCGAUCACUACGACAAGAAGAUGGGGUGCACGAGGUGCGGCUCUUCGGCAACUCCGACUGCACCGGGCUGGCGCUGGCCGCGGACCUCGAGGCCUUUCCAGCCGCCACGAUUGCGGAGCACGGCAUCGACAAGGCCUUCGAUCAUGACAUUCGCUCUGGGUGGCACUCGGAAUGCCCUGAGCACCCGGACCCGUCCAAGUACUUCAUCAAGUUCAAAGCGAACGCUGGCUUGAAGUGCAUCAAGGUGAGCCAAUCGUCCACUGCUGGCUGCAAGACGAUCAAAGUCUUCAAAAACCAGACAGAAGUGUCGGCCACUGGCGGGCUGCUACGUCUCCAUUUGGUUCCAGAGGUGGUCUUUGAGGAGAGGAAAACGUGGGAGCUGAAAUGCCUCAAGCACUUCGAUGAGGCCAAUGACGGCAAGGGCUGCCGGUGGCAGGUGAACGAGGUCGAAGCCUUCUACAACGGCGAAUGCACCCACGCCGCUCCGGUGGCGAGCAUCUCCGGGAAGCCCAAGGAUGGCGACAUCAACAAAGCCUUUGACGCAGACCUGGGCACCAAGUGGACGCCCAGCUGUGCUGAGUUGCCCAACCAGUACGCCAUCAGCUUUCAAGCCAGUGCAGACCUUCAAUGUAUCAAGAUCAGUCAGGUGCCGAACGUUGGGUGCAGGACUAUAUCAGUGGUCCGCGAUGGGGUUGAGGUCGCCAGGAUGCGCGGGCUCAUGAAGACCAAGGAGCCGGAGCCCGUGCUCAAGAUCUUCAAGGUUGCACUGGCAACAGGCGCCAAGGCGAGCCACCACUUUGUGAAGUAUGGCGGCCAGCAGUGCAGUGGAACCGGCAUAGGAGGCAUCAGCGGCCAACCAGGUGACGCAGUUUCUUGCCUGAGCAAAUGCCUGGACACGCCCAGCUGCGUGGCCUUUGUGAUCGUUCACACGGGCAAGCAUGCUGGCAAGUGCUUCUUCCGGUCAGACCUCCAGCUCGCAGUAGGAGCCGAAGAGUACACUGGCGACAAGCGAGAUUGCUACAUCCGGCAGAAAGUCUUCGCGGGUGCUGCCGCUGUUAUGGCCAUCCCCUCCAGCGGCGUUUGCACCACGCAGUGCGCGCCUGGCUACGGGCCCUCGGUGCCCUCAUUGAGCUGCUCGGUGGGCAGCCUGCAGCCCGCAGACUUCGAGUGCAAGCCCGAGCCCUGCAAGGCCCCGGAGGUGGCCAAUGCUGCUUCGUCGGGCAGCUGUAAGGAGGGGGCGAACGUCCUCAGCGGCAGCACCUGCACCCCGCAGUGCAGCGAAGGCUAUCUUCCCAGUCUGGAUUCCUUAGCUUGUCAUGCUGGCUCUUUGACGCCCGCCACCUUCGUUUGCUCCGGGCCCUGCACUCCACCAACAGCGAGCAAGCUCCUAAGCUACAGCUGCCGGGAGCUGGAGGACGACCCAACUGGGAAGAUUCCGCACGGCAGCGCCUGCACUCCCAUCUGCGAGCUAGGCUACGUCCCCGCGCCGUCGACUUUGAACUGCAACAACGGGAACUUCGAUCAGGCCGUGAAGUGCCAGCACGACAAGCCUGCGGAGGCUAAAGGCCAACAGAUCCAGUUCGGCUGGAGUGGAGACCCCCAUUACCGCGGCUUCAACGUCCGUGGGCGAGGCGGCGAUGCGGAUGUCUACCCGGGUUGCCACUGGGUCCUGAAAAUGGAGUGCCCGAACAUCCCGAAUUGGAUCUGGGUGCAGGGGCUCUACGGCCCCCGGAAGCCGGCAGUCACCAUGGGUAUGGGCUUUGGGGGCCACUUCCUCCGCAAGAAUGUGCUCACCAUUCAGGCGGCCAGAGAAGACGACGCGAAGUGCUGGAAUGUGAGGUGGAACGGCAUGGAUGUCACAGACCCCAAGAGUGGCUGGAAGCAGGACAAAGCGCAAGCAAACUCCUACGAGUUUGACCUGGACGGUGGCACCGGCGCUGACGACAACAUGAUUGACGAUGUGAACUGGCCGAGCUGCAACAGCGUCUCAGCGGGCCUGGGCUAUGGCUUGAAGUACUCUGCGAGCAGGAAUUCCUGGGACCGCGAGGACAACAUCGGGGUCUCGGGGCAAUUCUACCAGGACAAGUAUGCCAACCAGAACCUGGAGUCCUUCUUCUGCCUGAAUGGAAAAGUCGAGGGAGAGAGCCGUACUCUGGAUGGGGAAACCGGUGGGACCGGGCAGCUUUUCGUCCCGGUUGAGCUGGAUUUCUUCGCCACCCCCCAGACAGCCAUCGCGGCCAAGUUGGAGGAACUCUCAGAGCCCGCAGAGAUGAAGAAGCGGCAUAACCAGCCCACGGCAUCCCCGAGGGGAACUAAGCUGACCAUGGGCCUCCUGGAGGAUCAGGAGCUAGGUCUGAGCGAGGACGGGACAAUGAUAACCACCCGCACUGGAACCACUACUGCGCUCCAAUGCACAGGUGAGGUUCUGAAGAAGGCCCACGAGUCCUGCGAUGCCUUGGCCAAGGACAAGCAGGAAGGUGAGGAUGAUCAUGAUAACGAUGUGAAGAAGGCAAUGCUACAGAGUUGCAUCUACGACGUGUGCGUGACUGCCUUGAAGGGGUUCGGAAAGACCUACAAGGAAGAUGAGGAACUGUACGACGAAGAGUCAGCCCUACGGCACCGAAUGAACUUUACCAUGGUUGGACAAGGGAAAGCCUGUGAAGAAGGCCACAAGAAAACCACGGAGGUGAAUGACAUUACGCUAUCGGAGAGGGAGAAGGAGCGCCUCGCAGCAGCCAAAGGCAACUGCACCGGGCCCUGCGAGAUCUGCAUGCCCGGCGUCCGAAAGUAUCUGGUGGGAAGCACCGUGCGCCACAACGAGACGCUGCAGAGCUGCGAGGCCCAAAGGUUGGCCAUGCCCAAGACGGAGGCCGACCAGAAGCGCCUCCACACGCAGCAGAAGAAGCGGUCGCAGACCGCCAAGGGUUGGCUCGGUGGACACUUCCAUGAUGGAGGGUGGCAAUGGGAUGAUGACACGGAGCUGAAGGACACGUUCGUCGAAGAUGGACAAGAGGGCGACUACCUUUGCAUGGACAGGGGAUCGGGCUCGCUGGUGAACUGCAACCACAACAACGGCACCUUGCACGAUGGUCUUUGCGAGGUGCAGUUCCAUUAUCCAGGCAUGGAUGAGCCGGUGGAGGAAGAGGUCAUGACUGGCUGA
This is a messenger RNA of Effrenium voratum, 3492 nucleotides long. The record is from the annotation of a GenBank genome assembly. NCBI's taxonomy places the organism in Eukaryota, Dinophyceae, Suessiales, Symbiodiniaceae.